UCAUAUUUCCUAGCAACCAAACAGGAUCAAAGAUUAGUCCUUUUGCUUCAAGCCGGAAGCUGCCGUAUCAACGAAAAGCCCCUUCUUGAAAUUUUGAAGGAGAAAAAAAAACCCCGACCUGGAAUUCUAGUUCCGGUUCUAAAAUGCUUCUCCCUCAGACCAGAAACAUUGGCCUUCCCAUGAUGAAUCUUAUGAGAUUCAAAGGAUUGCCCAUUUUGCAGCAACUACAUAUAGAGGAACAAUUGCUUCGAACUUCAUCAGAGAAUUGGUGCAUCAUCAAUGAUGGAACUAAUGAUCCCACCAUUGUAAUGGGUGUUUCAGGGAAACCUGCUGAACUUCUUGAAAUUGAAUCCGUGUUGCACGAUCAGGUUCCUGUCAUAAGAAGGUUUACGGGGGGAGGUACUGUUAUUGUUGACCAUGAGACAAUAUUUGUCACUUUCAUAUGCAACAAAGAAGCGGUUCCUGACUUACAGCCAUAUCCUCGAUCAAUCAUGUCUUGGAGUGGCUCUUUGUACAGCAAAGUCUUUCAAGGAAUUGGUGAUUUCCGUCUUCGUGAAAAUGAUUAUGUAUUCGGUAACCACAAGUUUGGUGGAAAUGCUCAGUCCAUUACCAAGAAUAAGUGGAUCCACCACACAUCAUUUUUAUGGGACUUCAAUGUCCGGAACAUGGCUUACCUAAAGCUUCCUAAACGAGCUCCUGCAUAUCGAUCGGCAAGGGGCCAUUUGGACUUCAUAUGCAGACUGAACGAUUACAUGCCGAGAUCAACUUUCAUUGAUAAAACUGUGGAGGCAGCUGGAACCCAGUUUUCGUUGAGAUCCCUCGAGUUGGAAGCGAUUGAAACUUGCUUGGAAACAGAAUUCCGUCCCUCAACCAGGUUCCUGACAAGUGAAGAACUGGAAGUAGCAGCAGCUGUUGCAGGGCAGUAACUUGGGCUUCUUUGAGGAAUCAGUUUUAUCGUUCCGCAAUUGUGGCUUGACAGAGGGAAGCAUUUCGCCGGCUUGCUCGAUCUUUGUUGUAUCUCAUUAUGAUUCAUGAAGUUGACAAUCCAAUCUUGGCACCAGUUUAAUAAAAAAAUCAAUUGCCUGUAAACUGGAAUUGCAUUGUAAGAAAUGUUUUCUGUUGAAAAUGAACAAUUGGACAAUAACAUCAUUCAAGGGAAUCUUUCACAUUCAUUGUUUCCAUUUCUGCCUCUGUUUGAUCUAUAUAUAGUUGUUGAUCCGAAAAGAUUUAUAAUCUAUGGAUUAUGAGGGAACAAUG
Hibiscus syriacus is the source of this 1257-nucleotide messenger RNA. RefSeq names its product putative lipoate-protein ligase A. The transcript is spliced from 6 exons. The record is from RefSeq and is a predicted model, not a curated record. Gene Ontology annotation, biological process: protein modification process. Bases 144 to 926 code for a protein of 260 amino acids. Gene Ontology annotation, cellular component: mitochondrion. NCBI's taxonomy places the organism in Eukaryota, Viridiplantae, Streptophyta, Magnoliopsida, Malvales, Malvaceae.